AUGAAGGAAUUGUAUAGGCCUACGGAUGUUCCAAAGACUAUGUAAAACCAUACUAUUUAAUUGACUAAAAUAAGUAAAAACAUCCGUUUUAGUUUGUCAACAGAGGCAGAUAUCCAACAGCUUGCCAAUGUACAAAUUCUGAAAUGUCUUCUUUACAAGGAGGACCAGGGAGGUCGGAAAGCACUGGAAUACGGCUUGCUUGAUCCUAGACUCGGCGCUUCUAAGCGAAACGAACUGUGCGAAACCUGCGGUCUUGAUUAUCAAGCUUGCAUCGGCCAUUGGGGUUACUUUGAUCUCCCCGCGCCUGUUUACCAUGUGGGCUAUCUGUGGCAUAUAGUGAAAAUUCUUCAAUGCAUCUGCAAAGUAAAUUCUCCUAAUUUUGCCUAUCAUUUAGACUUGCUCCCGCGUCCUUAUCCCUGA
This is a messenger RNA of Spirometra erinaceieuropaei, 420 nucleotides long. The record is from the annotation of a GenBank genome assembly. NCBI's taxonomy places the organism in Eukaryota, Metazoa, Platyhelminthes, Cestoda, Diphyllobothriidea, Diphyllobothriidae.